Cherax quadricarinatus is the source of this 8450-nucleotide messenger RNA. NCBI's taxonomy places the organism in Eukaryota, Metazoa, Arthropoda, Malacostraca, Decapoda, Parastacidae. The record is from RefSeq and is a predicted model, not a curated record.
UUUGUUUUUUUUUUGUAUUUUUAUAACUUAUACCUAUGAAGAGUUUCGAGAGUUUCACUAUUCUCUGAGCCUGGCCAUGGGCCAGGCUCGUCUGGUACUUGCUUGAUCAACCAGGCUGUUGCUGCUGGAGGCCUGCUGUCCUACAUAUUCAUCACUGCCUGGUUGAUCUGGCACCUGGUGAAGAUACUGUACUUGUCCAGUUUUUAUGACUCAUGAAAUGAGUUUUAUGACUCUCUGACCUCGGGUUCUAUCCCUACCUGUGGUAUGGUUUGUAAAGUUUCCUCUUGAAGGCUUCUACACUUGUUCCAGUUGUGUUUCUGAUAUCUUCUGGUAAAAUGUUGAAUAGUCUGGGACCCCGAAUGUUGAUACAGUGUUCCCUUAUUGUCCCCACCGCACCCCUGCUCCUUACUGGGUUUAUUUUGCACUUCCUCCCAUAUCUCUCACUCCAGUAUGUUGUUAUGGCAGUGUGCAGAUUUGGGACCAGGCCCUUGAGUGCUUUCCAGGUAUAUAAUGCUUUUUAUAUUUCCUCUUCACCUAUGCUUAUACUUAAACCUUUUUUUUAGAUGGGGGAAUAGAAACCAAUUUAUAUCUUGUCUUUGGCCUUUAUUUUCCUAGAUACAGGUGGGUCCUGCUUUACAGUGCUUCACUGUACAGCAUUUUGAUUUUCAAUUAUACUCAUUCUUCAUUUAUUUAGGCUUCCCACAAUGAAUAUAUUCACCACUCAAUAUCAGCUAAGGACGAAAAUAUGCAUUUUUUAGAUGUAGUUCUGUUGUUCACUUAAUAUAUGAUAGUGUAAACGUGUUAUCAGGAUUUAUAUGCAUUGGAAAGUGAAAAAAGGCUAUGAUGCGUUUUACAGCGAUUUUCACUUUACAGCAGUAUCCCAGAACUUAACCUGCUAUAUAAGUGGGGCCCUCCUGUAUUUUAUUUUUUUUAGGUUGACAUCAUAUCAUUGCUUUUUCUAAUUUUGUGAAAGAUUUUUAGCCUUUCCCUUCCAUAUUUCUAAAUGCUGUUUCUCAUUGUUAAACUUGUGUGAUUUUCUAAAACAGCAAUCUUUUAUCAUUGGUGGCUCUUAGGUCUCUUUGCUGCAUGAAGUAUUUUAUUACAAACAAAACUUAUACCAUACUCAGGCAUGCUUUCAUUUCCUACCAUUUUUGUUACCAGAUGAGCCUGGCCCAUGGCCAGGCUCAGAGUAGAGAAACUCUAGAAACUCUUCAAAGGUAUAUCAAAGGUGGCAUUUCUUCACGUUAACUUCCAUCAUCUACCUCUUAAUGCACUUGCUUGAUUUGUCCAAGUCUUCCUGUAGGAAUACAGUAUGCAGCCAUUUUAAUUAUUUGGAUUUGAGUGUUACUAUGCAGACAUACGUAUUUACGUACUGUAGUUCUUAAUUCCUUCUGGUAAGUCAUUACUGUAUAGAGAUUUGGAACUUUACCAGGAGUAAACACUGAUCUUCAUGGCACCCUGCUAAGUACUUUGCCCUACUAGGAUAUUUGAUCUAGUGUUUUUUUCACGGUGCAUAGUACUGUAUUACAUUAUAGUAUACAAGUUUAUCGUAUAUAGCAAAGCCCUUGGUUAUGCAAUGCCUUUCUCUUCAAACCUUGAUAUCAGUGAGGGCAUUUGAUCCAGGGAAUUGAAGCUACCCUCCCCUUGGAUUGAAUCCUAUUGUCUCCUAUCCCUCAGGUACUAUACACAUAUAUGAUUUCUGUGGGUUUAGCACUACCCCCAUUAAAAUCAGAAAUUUCUUUUUCACUAAUUAUUUGCCUUUUAUGUUUAUAUGUUUCCAGGUUAGUCUUCUGUUAGAAACUAUUGAAAGGUUUUAAACAUUUUAGAUUACUGUACCUUUUAGUAGCUUGUACAUUAUGCCUUUUUCAUAUUAGAUGGUUUGUCAAGUGAAUGUGACAGGGCAUAACUGCACAUAAGACUUGCAGAAAUAAGAUUGUUUCAGAAAAAGAUGGCCUGAAGAGAACAACAUGCAGGCAAUGUCAGUCAUGUACAGCAUUUCCCCCCCCCCCCCACAUAUGUAUCAAUCUUACAGGCUAAGAGCUGUUUUCCUACCUCAACUCAUUUCAAAGCCCAAUCCUAUCUGAGGUAUACAUACCACCCCCUGGGAUAUGAUCCACAACACUUGACUAACACCAUGAUAUUUACUUGCUGCUAGAUGAACAGGCUCAAUAGGUGUAAGGAAACGUGUCCAAUAUUUCCACCCAGGCUGGGAUCAAACCAUGGACUCUAGCGUGUGAACUGAGUGUGCUACCUUGAGGGGAAAUGAAUGUUGUAAUAUUGCUUUUAAAUAAUGGUAAUUUUAUCUUUUGAACUUACUAUAGGUGAAAUUUGUACUAAAUUUUCAGAUUCAUAGGCAAACAUUCCACACAUUUAUAUAGGAUUGUUUGUAUUCUUUGGCUCUUGUGGCCAAGGGAUGGUCAGCAUCUGAAUGUAUUAUUUGAAACUAGCAAAAAUUGUAGCCAUUGUGAAUAGCAUAGAUUCAAACCAUUACAAUAUGUCCUGGUCAAGCCUUAAUCAUUAAAUCACAAAAAACUAAGGAUAUUGUUCUAACUAAACCGAAUGAAACACUGCUACAGCCUGUUGAUACCAUAGGAUCAAGUCUCGCCAGUAAAAUCCCAGGUACCAAUGCCUGAGCAAGUGAUUACUUAAAUGGGAAUUUCCCAACCUCCUCCUAUCUUGCACCUACUGAGCCCACUGAAGUCACCAUGAUAAUCAAGUCACUUAAAUAUAAAUCAGGGAAUCUGUCUCAAGUCCCACCAGUAUUAUACAAGCGAACAUAGAGCAGCAUUUAUGAACCUCCUGCAACAGACGCUAGAAUGGGUUUCAGUGACUAUCCAUAAAGGAACUGCAUAUUUGUCCUUACUAGCUCAUCACCCCCCAUUGUGAAAGACGGCAGCCUGUUUAGUGAGUGGCCUUGUUGAUGACGUUCUGUUCACACAUUUUAACACAAUUUAGAAGGUAUCUCUGAAUUUUGAUUCACUAUGCAUCUGUAUUGACAUUUCUGUAUUUUUUAGUAUUGACUACUGGUAGAUUAAGGGAUGUUUAUUGUAUUAUAGCAUUGUUUCAUGGGUGAUAAGUUGUUUUAUGUAGCACAUCCUUAAUAGAAUGCUCUUUACAUUUUUUCUGAAAAGGCAAUGAUAGUAUGGUAAUCAGGAGAAAGAGGAACAGUUACAGUGGAAACAAGGCUUUGGAGAGGAUCAAGAAUUGUGUUGGUGUGCAUUUCUCACUUCUCAAGAUGUUGUUUGCCUGAUAAUUUGUUUAUUGGGAAAAUAUGUGGGGAAGCUAAAUAUUUGUUAUACCAUCAGAUUUAGUAAGUGGUGAAAGUGAGGUGGCACUGUUAGUAAAUAAGGAACUGUAAGAAGAAUACAGAAAGGUCUAAUAAAGUACAGUAGGUGAAUAAAAUAAUAAAUUAAUGUUUUGGAUACAGUGGACCCUUGUUUUUCGUAAGCAUCAGAAUUUGUAAUUUUCACAAAUCGUAACUUUUUUCAUCAAAACAUUGACUUACAAAUCGUUGUUUGACCCGCAAAUAGUCGUUUGUCCCAAUUGCAUAUAAGCAGCCCGAGCGUCCCCACACACCAUUCACAGUCAGUGCCAUUGUUUAUCAGCAAGUGAGCACGAUCCCACGCGUUCAUACGAUACAUUUCGUAAUAUUCCAUUUGUUUUAGUGCUUGCAACUGCUAAAUAAGCUGCCAUGGGCCGAAAGAAAGCUCCUAGUGCCAACCCUUUGAUAAAGAGGGUAAGAAACACGAUAGAAUUCAAGAAAGACAUCAUUGCAAAAUAUGAAAGUGGAAUGCGUGUGGCAGAGCUUGCCAGGCUGUAUGGGAAACCCCAUACAACCAUCUCUUCCAUUGUGGCCAAGAAAAAGGAAAUUAAGGAAGCUGUUGUUGCAAAAGGGGUAAAUAUGCUCACAAAAAUGAGAUCGCAAAUCCUCGAAGAUGUGGAGAGGUUGUUGUUGGUGUGGAUCAACGCGAAACAAUUAGCAGGAGAUAGUCUUAUGCAGUCAAUAAUUUGUGAAAAGGCAAGGCAGUUGCAUGACGAUCUCGUGAAGAAAAUGCCUGCAAUGAGUGCUGAAGUCAGUGAAUUUAAGGCCAGCAAAGGCUGGUUUGAGAGAUUUAAGAAGCGUAGUGGCAUACACAGUGUUGUAAGGCAUGGUGAGGCUGCAAGAUCAGACAAACAUGCGGCUGAAAAAUCUGUGCAGGAAUUCAAGGGGUAUUUAGAGACUGAAGAAUUCCAACCCCAACAAGUGUUCAGUUAUGAAACAGGCCUCUUUUGGAAGAAAAUGCCAAAGAGGACCUACAUCACGCAGGAGGAAAAGGCACUGCCAGGACACAAGCCUAUGAAAGACAGGUUUACUCUUUCAGGGUUUGGGGCUGGCUCUGAGGACCCUAUGCCAGUUGUGGAAUCUAUUGUGGCAUUGGGGAAUUCCACGGGGUUGGAUGCGAGUGGCAAGGAUGUGGAAGAGUUGGUGGAGGAGGACAAUGAAGAGCUAACCAUUGAAGAGCUGCAAGAGCUUCAUCCGGAACACCAACAGACCAUAGCUCAGGAAAUAGCUUCAGAGGAGGAGGAAGAGAGAUGGAAGAAGGUGCCUUCUUCAGAGAUUAAGGAGAUUUGUGCAAUGUGGAGUAGGAUAGAGAGAUUUGUGGAGGAACAUCACCCUAACAAAGCUGUUGUAAGCCGUGUCAACAACAUGUACAAUGACUAUGUCUUGUCCCAUUUUAGGGAAAUUUUAAAGAGACACCAGAAACAGAGCUCUCUGGACAGAUAUUUAGUGCCACAGGUGUGCAGUGACUCUCAAGCUGGUCCUAGUGGCAUUAAAAAACAAAGAAGGGAAGUAACCCCAGAAAAGCACUUGGUACCUUAAGUCUUUAUAGAAGGGGAUUCUCCUUCCAAACAGUAAUUUCUCCAUCCUCUCCCCUCCUCCCAUCUUCCAUACACUAAGAAGAAUCUUCAAUAAAGGUAAGUGUCAUGUUAUUGUUUUAUUCAUGUCUCAUUGUUUUCUGUGUAUAUAGAUCUAUAUUUCAUGUAAAAAAUUUUGUUUUAAUACUUUUGGGUGUCUGGAAUGGAUUAAUUGGAUUUACAUUAUUCCUUAUGGGGAAAAUGGUUUCGCAAAUUGUCAAUUUCGCCAUUAGUCACACACUGGAACAGAUUAAUUACAAAAAACGAGGGUCCACUGUAGUUGAUAAAUGGAUGAAAUAAAGUGGGUUGUGAAAAUUUGAUGUGAAUAGGAUAUUGAAUGGCAAAGAAUGGGUGGUGACCCUCAUAUUUUUUUAAUGCAACUGGAUCCCUCAAAGGAGAUUUUGAUUCUGGUGAAAGGCUCAUGACAUUAUUUCAUCACCUAGGAUGGAUUUAAUGAUGAAAUGUGUCAGACUUCUGUAUUGUGAUUAGUCAAUUAUGUGUUAUGUUAAUCUCCAGGGUUUAUUACCUGGACCUCAGCAAUGAGAGUGGCUACUCUCACCGCUGGGCAACGGCGACCAGUGCAAUUAUGUGGCUUUAUAUUCAUUGGGAAUUAAACCCAUAAGGGUCAUAUGGCAUUGAGAGAAGAGGAGGUAUUCAAGUUUGAUCAAAAGGGAUGGAUUAACCCAUUUGAAGGGUUAGACCUUUUCAGUUAUUCUUCUCUGAGUGUUUAGCUUUUUUUUUUAUAAUAAUAAUAAUCCUCUUUGGGUAUAACACCUCUCACGAGAGGGUCCUUGAUGCUGGUCAGGCUCUUGUACCAAGGAAUUUGCUUUGGCCUCCCAUUCGAUCAAACCAGAUUGCCUCCUGUUCACAUCCCUUUUCCUAGGUGUGGCAUGUCCUCUACAAGUUCAGCACUCCCAAUUAAUAUAAAUGAAAUGGGUAUAGGAGAUAAAGGUGCAUUUAAGGUUUUCUGUAAAGGUUUCACUAAGUUUGGUAAAAAAUCACCAUAUGUGAUUUCCUACACAAUGCUGAUCCUUCAGUGGUUGGGGAGGGUGCCUUUAUGCUGGUUAAGAAAUUGCUACUUUCCCAAUUCAUUGUGACCCUUGUGGGUUUAGCACUUAGUUAUAAUUGUAAUAAUAAUCCUAUUCAGUGUAUGCUGUAUAUUAUUAUUAUAAUCAAGGGGAAGAACUAAAUCUGUAGGAUUAUACAGCAUCUGUAGGGGGGGGGGGAAUGUGGAAGGUAUUCAGGUUUAAUACAGGGAACUGGAGCACAGAUCCAGUUCCCUAGAUCAAGAGCCCCUCACCACCAUCAAGGAACCUUCCUUGAGGGGGUAUGCUGUAUAACCCCUUAUUUGCUUAGUGGAUCCAAAUAUUGUAACACCACACUGCUAUGUAGUGUGGAGUCAUUCUUUUAUAAUGUAAAGAUUGAAAGUUGUGUGUUAGUGACCCAUCAAAGGUUCCUUGAAGCAAAUUAAUGGUACCUGUUCUCUUCCUUGGAUUAAACUUGAUUGCCUCCCAAGAGGUUGUAUGACCCCAAUGGGUUUAGCAUUCCUCUUCUAUAUAUAUAAAACAUGUAUGUACUGAGUUGCUUGACUCGAUACCCAGCUCCUCUUGAUUCAAGGACUUGGACAUAUCAUUUUCUUGGAUUAAAUCUAGUUACACACAGCACUAUAUGACUUGCUACAAGUAUAGCACUUCCCUGUAAUCAUAAUAUAUCUAUGUGAUUAAGGAAGGUGGACAAAAUGUGCAUGCUUACCUAAUAAACAUGGGUUUAAUGAUGUAAAUAUUGUACAAAAAAUUAUCUUGUUACAAUUGGUGUCAAGGUUAAAUUAUUUAUGCCCUGUGCUACUUUGUGAUGCAAAAUAGAGAUAUCUAAGGUUGGGGUUAAGUGCUACUUUUUGUGGCUUAAAGUAGCACAAGACUGUUAGUCUUGGACAGGUGUUGCUUUCUUGACUUUGAUGCUAUGAGGGAGAGACAAGGUGUUAUUUUUGUAAUAAGACCACUUUUGUAGCUCUUAAAAACAAAUUUUUUGUGCUUCAUGAAAGAUUACAAUGUGAUGACAGGUCUUUAAUGAUGCAUGAAAAUAGCACUAGAUAAAAUGUUGCUUUUGUACCCGACACUACACAAAUAACCCACACAUAAGCUCUUCUCUCCUAUGUGUGGGUUGUGCCUUUUUGUUCUUUUUGUACCUAACAAAAGUAGCACAAGCUUAUUUCUGAUAACUGUUAGGUUAAGUAACAUAAGAUGCUUGUUGGAAGACUGGGUGUAAUUUGUACUUUAGCAUUGAAUUCAUUCACCAUAGGCGACAAUUUAAAUGUCAGGUGUUACUUUUGUGACUCAGAAGUAACACUGGUUCAUCAAGGCAAAGCCGAGAUGCGGGAGGGCUGGUGUUGCUUUAAAAACUCACAAAAGUAGCACUAAGGCCAGGAAUAGCUUAUGUAAGUUAAGAAAGUGGCACUGUGCCAUGAGGGUAGACCAGGAUUUGGGAUACAGCUGGUGCUUAUGAAAGUGUCUUUCAAGAUCCACAAAAAUAGCAAUAUCCUCCCUAAGGGGCAUACCAUGUAAAAGUUUCACAAUUCGCAAAAGUAGCACUGUGUGCCCUAAUAGUAUACCAUGAUUUGAGAUAGCUGUUGCUACUUUAGUGAGCAAUAAAGAUAUGGCCAACAGCUAAGAUGUCAAGUGCUACUUUAUUGGCUUAUAUAAGUAGCACCAGAUCAUACUGAAGAUGGCAUGUGUUAUUACAAAAGUAACUAUAUUUUAUGGCUCAUAAAAUAUUUAAGUUUUCCACAAAUUUCUUAAUCAACUAGCAAUGACUUCCACUCUGUGGGAAUUGUCAGGUUCCAGUUUCUGUUAGUGGGCAGUUCAACAGAAUGUGUCCAACGAGCAUGCAGAACUUGCCUCCAACAUCGUCGCCGCUCGACUGCCCUUUACCUUCCCAUCUUGCUGAUGGACUCUCCUCUAACCCAGUCACUUUCAUUGACUUUUUGGACAGCAACUGAUUUACUGCACAAAGUCUGAUGAUAACUCAUAAUCAUCCCUCUCUCUUGCUACCCAAUACCCUUACAUCCUUCCCUGCUGCACUAUGACCCUUGUGGGUUUAAGCCCCUCAAGGAAGGUUCCUUGAUGUUGGUGAGGGGCUCUUGAUUUAGGGAAUUGGAUCUGUGCUCCAGUUCCCCAAAUUAAGCCUGAAUGCCUUCCACAUCCCCCCCCCCAGGCGCUGUAUAAUCCUCCGGGUUUAGCGCUUCCCCCUUGAUUAUAAUAAUAAUGUGGGUUUAGCACUUUUGGAUUAUAAUAAUAUCUAGCAAUGACAACUAUGAUGUAGGGAAUGGAAAACUAAUUUGUCUUAGCCAAUUUUUAUACAAAGUUUCAAGACUUUUUAGAAAAAAAAAUCCUGUUUUCUCAACUGUUCCUUGGUUCAUUUUAGAUGAUUUUUUGAUUAGAUGCCAUUUUCAGGAAUGCACUUGUCUUGAUGGACAGCCAACUGCAGAAAACCAUUACUUCCUAAUAAAAUUAUAAGACUUAUUACAGUGUAUGUGAAAUUCAACAAACCAGUAAUCA